CUCCCCCUCCUCCCUCCCUUCCCCUCAACGUAUUCAGUCCACAUCCUCUUAUUGUUUCACAUAGACCUUCGUGUGUGGUCUGUGUGCUCGUUUUGUAUCUCAAACUUGUUUCAGAUUUUUAUCCUCGAUGCCUAGUUUAGGAGGUCUGUUGAAGAAGCGGCGAACUAAAGAUUCGCAGACCCUCUCCAAAGAGCUCGAAGCCGGUUCGGCCCAGACGCAGACGUCACCAAACGCUGCCGAAGACAACCACAACCAGAACCACCACCACCACCAUCAUAACCCUCUUCACUACCUUCAUCAUCACCACAACCAAGAUCACGACAAUCAGCAGCAACAAGACCAGCAACAGCAACCUGAACCUGCCGCCAAUCCCGCUGCCACUGCUGAUCCCGCCCAGCAGUCGCAAAAUUUGGCCACCAACCAGCCCAAUCGCACUUCCACAGCCGGUCAAUCCAACGAGGCUCAACCAGUCUCCAUGCAAUCCGCCGUGUCGCAACCGUCGCCUUCCCAACACACCUCCGGUGUUUCACAGUCCAAUGUCAAUGCUGCUAGCAUACAGAACAUAAUUCACUCUUCUCAGCAAGGCUCCACGCACUCUGGCUCCGGCAGCCAGGCCCAGGCCCAACAAUCCGCUAGUCGCAGUGAUGCUCGCACCACCAAGGGAAAGUACUCUCUAGAUGACUUCAUUCUGCAGCGCACGCUGGGCACGGGCAGUUUCGGUCGUGUCCACCUGGUGCAGUCCAAGCACAACCACCGCUUCUACGCGAUCAAGGUGCUGAAGAAGGCCCAGGUGGUCAAGAUGAAGCAGAUCGAGCACACUAACGAUGAGCGGCGAAUGCUGAACCGCGUUCGGCAUCCAUUCCUAAUCACCCUCUGGGGCACAUGGCAAGACGCGCGCAACUUGUACAUGGUCAUGGACUUUGUGGAAGGUGGUGAACUGUUCAGUCUGCUGCGCAAGUCCCAGCGAUUCCCCAAUCCCGUUGCCAAAUUCUAUGCCGCAGAGGUAACUCUGGCCUUGGAAUACCUGCACUCCCAGCAGAUCAUCUACCGAGAUCUCAAGCCCGAGAACUUGCUUCUGGAUCGACACGGACACUUGAAGAUCACUGAUUUUGGAUUCGCAAAGGAGGUCCCUGACAUCACAUGGACCCUCUGUGGAACCCCCGAUUACUUGGCUCCAGAGGUGGUGUCCUCCAAGGGCUACAACAAAUCCGUUGAUUGGUGGUCAUUGGGAAUCCUGAUCUUUGAGAUGCUGUGCGGCUUCACUCCUUUCUGGGACAGCGGCUCUCCCGUGAAGAUCUACGAGAACAUCCUGCGAGGUCGGGUGAAGUACCCGCCAUACCUUCAUCCAGAUGCCGUGGAUCUGCUCUCGCAGCUCAUCACGGCGGAUCUCACCAAGCGUCUGGGUAACCUUCAUGGAGGCUCCGAGGAUGUGAAGAACCACCCCUGGUUUGCGGAGGUCACCUGGGACCGCCUGGCCCGCAAGGAUAUUGAUGCUCCUUAUGUGCCGCCCAUCCGGGGAGGACAAGGUGACGCUAGUCAGUACGACCGGUAUCCGGAGGAGACGGAACAAUACGGCAUGGCUGGUGAAGACCCUCACGGCCAUCUGUUCCCUGACUUCUAGUGGUUGUCAUGAUGAGAUGAUGAGAUGAUCAGCCGUCUUUCCAUGAAACCUUUCUUGCGAGAUCGAGUCGAUCGAUGGUUCCCGGUGUGUCUAAGAGCGGGUAUAAUCCCCCCCAGAAUUUCCUCCUGAGGCUGCGUAGAGUAGCCUUAUCUUGAUGAUUUUUCCAUAACACUGUUGCUUGAUGGUUUCUUUCUGCGUCGGCUUGUCUGUUUCCAUGAUCGCUGGCCGAAUCAAGCCUUUGCUGCUCUUC
Messenger RNA from Aspergillus homomorphus CBS 101889, 1871 nucleotides. RefSeq names its product cAMP-dependent protein kinase catalytic subunit pkaC (gene pkaC). The record is from RefSeq and is a predicted model, not a curated record. Bases 128 to 1621 code for a protein of 497 amino acids. Lineage: Eukaryota; Fungi; Ascomycota; Eurotiomycetes; Eurotiales; Aspergillaceae. Gene Ontology annotation, molecular function: ATP binding; cAMP-dependent protein kinase activity. Gene Ontology annotation, cellular component: nucleus; cAMP-dependent protein kinase complex. The transcript is spliced from 4 exons. Gene Ontology annotation, biological process: peptidyl-serine phosphorylation.